This is a messenger RNA of Alnus glutinosa, 2316 nucleotides long. Its product is annotated as NAD-dependent malic enzyme 62 kDa isoform, mitochondrial. The record is from RefSeq and is a predicted model, not a curated record. Gene Ontology annotation, molecular function: malate dehydrogenase (decarboxylating) (NAD+) activity; NAD binding. Gene Ontology annotation, biological process: pyruvate metabolic process; malate metabolic process. NCBI's taxonomy places the organism in Eukaryota, Viridiplantae, Streptophyta, Magnoliopsida, Fagales, Betulaceae. The transcript has 19 exons. Gene Ontology annotation, cellular component: mitochondrion. Bases 160 to 2037 code for a protein of 625 amino acids.
GUUAUUCCUCUUUUAGCUCUCGAGUCUCGACAGUUGACAGUCGACAGUCGGCCCUUUCCGCAAGCCCUUUCGCUUCUACUUCUGCUAUUUCUACUCUUCGACUAGGGCUUGAUCUCAGAAUCUUUCUCCAAAAGGAAAAAAGGAAAAAGAAAUUCGAGAAUGUCGAACUUUUCCAAUCAGAUCAGAGCGUCCUCCGCCCUGAUCAAACGGCUGAGACAAAUGAGUAGCAAUCCGGUGCUGAUGCGGGCCCGAUCGUUCACCACGACCGAGGGCCACCGUCCAACCAUCGUGCACAAGCGCAGCCUCGACAUUCUCCAUGAUCCUUGGUUCAACAAAGGAACAGCGUUUACCAUGACGGAACGGGAUCGUCUUGAUCUUCGGGGGCUUCUACCUCCGAAUGUUAUGUCUUCUGAGCAGCAAAUUAAACGAUUCAUGGUUGACCUGAAGAGGCUUGAAGUGCAAGCAAGAGAUGGACCAUCUGAUCCAAAUGCUCUGGCAAAAUGGCGGAUACUCAACCGUUUGCAUGACAGAAAUGAGACUAUGUACUAUAAGGUUUUGAUUGACAACAUUGAGGAAUAUGCGCCUAUAGUUUAUACUCCAACUGUAGGUCGGGUUUGCCAGAAUUAUAGUGGUUUGUUUCGAAGGCCAAGGGGAAUGUAUUUCAGUGCGGUGGAUCGUGGAGAAAUGAUGUCUAUGGUUUAUAAUUGGCCAGCUGAUCAGGUUGAUAUGAUUGUUGUCACAGAUGGAAGCAGAAUACUGGGUCUAGGAGACCUUGGAGUUCAGGGAAUUGGAAUUGCAAUUGGGAAGCUGGAUCUAUAUGUUGCUGCUGCAGGGAUAAAUCCUCAAAGGGUACUUCCUGUCAUGAUUGAUGUGGGAACUAACAAUGAGAAGCUGCUCAAAGACCGCUUGUAUUUGGGAUUGCAAGAACAUCGUCUUGAUGGUGAUGAAUAUAUUGCCGUCAUUGAUGAAUUCAUGAAUGCAGUGUUUACUCGUUGGCCAAAUGUGAUUGUGCAGUUUGAAGAUUUUCAAAGCAAGUGGGCCUUUAAGUUGUUGCAACGUUAUAGAAAUACUUACAGAAUGUUUAAUGAUGAUGUCCAGGGAACAGCAGGAGUUGCAAUUGCUGGCCUUUUAGGAGCUGUUAGAGCACAAGGAAGGCCAAUGAUAGACUUUCCAAAGCAAAAGAUUGUUGUCGCUGGUGCUGGAAGUGCAGGAAUAGGGGUUCUUAAUGCCUUAAGGAAAACAAUGGCAAGGAUGUUAGGAAAUAAUGAAUCUGCUUUUGAGAGUGCUCGGAGUCAAUUCUGGGUAGUUGAUGCCGAGGGCCUGAUCACGGAGGAUCGUAAAAAUAUUGAUCCAGAUGCACGCCCAUUUGCAAGGAACGUCAAAGAAAUUAAUCGUCAAGGCUUAAGGGAAGGCGCAAGUCUUGUGGAAGUGGUACGGGAAGUGAAGCCUGAUGUGCUUCUUGGAUUAUCUGCAGUUGGGGGCUUGUUCUCAAAAGAGGUAUUAGAGGCCCUUAAAGGUUCGACAUCGACAAGACCAGCCAUCUUUGCAAUGUCAAACCCUACAAAAAAUGCUGAAUGCACCUCUGAAGAAGCAUUCUCCAUUGUGGGCGACAAUAUUAUAUUUGCAAGUGGAAGCCCAUUCAAUAAUGUUGAUCUUGGAAAUGGUCAUAUUGGCUACUGCAACCAGGGAAACAACAUGUACCUCUUUCCAGGCAUUGGACUUGGUACUCUUCUAUCUGGCUCCAGGAUCAUUUCUGAUGGCAUGUUACAGGCUGCGGCAGAGUGCCUAGCUGCAUAUAUGACUGAAGAGGAGGUUCUCAAAGGGAUUAUAUACCCUUCAACAUCUAGAAUACGAGAUAUAACGAAGGAGGUAGCUGCAGCUGUGGUAAAGGAAGCUAUAGAAGAGGAUCUAGCAGAAGGAUACCGUGAAAUGGAUGCCCGAGAACUACGGAAACUUAGUCAGGAAGAGAUUGUAGAAUUUGUGAAGAACAACAUGUGGAGUCCAGAGUACCCGACAUUGGUUUACAAGAAUGAUUAAACAACCCCUACCAGAUUGUAGAAUUUGUGAAGAACAACAUGUGGAGUCCAGAUUACCCAACAUUGGUUUACAAGAAUGAUUAAACAACCCCUCCCCCCCUCCCCAUACCCUGCAGAGCAGAACAACAGCAUGUUUAUUUGUAUUUUAUUCUUGCUUAAUUUAUAUGUAAAUAGCAAGGCUCUGUUUGAUAAUAUGUGUUUUGGGGGGUGUUUUUUGUUUUUAGUAUGAAAAAAUAUUCUUAUGUGACAAAGGUAAAAACUGUUUUUAUGAGUUUGUUAA